GUGAGUGUGCGCGGAUCCGCGAGCAGCAAGCAAGCAAGGCAGCAGCCGCGCUCAGUCCAGCCGCGCGCAGACACGCGUGAAGGGAAGUGACAUCGCCCCCACGCUUCAAAAAAAAACCCUUUUCGGGAGUUCAGGAUUAGAAAACGUCUAUUGGCUUUGUCUGUUCGGAGCGGGGAGAGCUGAGAUAUUACAGUUUUUUUUUCCAUCGAUUUUUUUUUUCAUUUUUAUUAUUUGUCUGUGUUUUGUUUGUUUGUUUAUUUAUUUUUUCCAGUGGACUGACAGCGGAGAGUUUCUUUUUUUUUUGGGUGGACAUGGGGAGAAGUGGACUAGUAGAUCGCUGGAGGUGGAUGUGCGCCACGCCGGGCGUCCUUCUUCUCCUCCUCCUGGGGUUCGUGCAUGCAGGACUCGGCCAAGCACGAGAAGACGACGAUUUCCUGAGCGAGCUGCCCGAGACCUUCCCGUCCGAUCCGCCCGAGCCGUUGCCGCACUUCCUGUUCGAACCCGACGAGGGCUACAUCGUCAAGAACAAGCCCGUCAACCUCUACUGCAAGGCCACGCCCGCCACGCAGAUCUACUUCAAGUGCAACAGCGAGUGGGUCCACCAGAAGGAUCACACAGUGGAAGAACGCGUGGAUGAGAACUCAGGUCUGGUUGUGAGAGAAGCCAGCAUAGAAAUAACCCGGCAGCAGGUGGAGGAACUAUUCGGCCCGGAAGAUUACUGGUGUCAGUGCGUGGCAUGGAGCUCCGCCGGAACCACCAAAAGUCGCAAGGCGUACGUUCGCAUCGCAUACCUGAAGAAGUCAUUUGAGCAGGAGCCCCUCGGCAAGGAGGUGUCCCUGGAACAGGAAGUGCUGUUGCAGUGUCGCCCACCAGAGGGCAUACCGGCAGCAGAGGUGGAGUGGCUGAAGAACGAAGAGAUCAUCGACCCAGCGGAGGACAGAAACUUCUACAUCACCAUCGACCAUAAUCUGAUCAUCAAACAAGCGCGUCUUUCGGACACGGCUAACUACACGUGCGUGGCCAAGAACAUCGUGGCCAAGAGACGCAGCACAACGGCCACCGUCAUCGUUUACGUUAAUGGUGGCUGGUCGACGUGGACGGAAUGGUCGAUGUGUAACAGCCGCUGUGGGCGUGGCUUCCAGAAACGAAGUCGCAGCUGUACUAACCCCGCCCCUUUAAAUGGCGGACUGCCUUGUGACGGACAGGCCAUCCAGAAACUACCCUGCACCUCUUUGUGCACCGUGGAUGGCGAGUGGACGGACUGGAGUAAGUGGUCAGCCUGCGGGACGGAGUGCACCCAGUGGAGGAGGCGGGAGUGCAACAACCCGGCGCCCAAAAACGGCGGGAAGGACUGCGAGGGUCUAGUGCUUCACUCUCAGAACUGCACCGAUGGACUUUGUAUGCAGAGUUCAUUGUUUGAGACAUCCAAAGAAACGAGUGAUGUGGGAUUCACAUCGGCUCCGAGCACGGAUGAUGUGGCUCUCUACGUGGGCGUGGUCAUCGCCGUCAUCAUGUGCCUGGUCAUCUCGGUCAUCGUGGCGCUCUUCGUGUAUCGCAAAACCCACCGCGACUUCGACUCGGACAUCAUCGACACGUCGGCGCUCAACGGAGGGUUCCAGUCGGUCAACAUCAAGACGGCCAGAUCAGAGCCCCUCCCCAACCUGAAGAUUAAGGUGUACAACUCCUCCGGCCUCGUCACGCCGCAGGACGACCUCGGAGGAGACUUUACGUCCAAGCUCUCUCCCAAGUUGACACAGUCUCUGCUGGAGAACAGCGACACCAUGAACCUUCGGAACCAGAGCUUGGCCCGCACUCGAGACCCCUCGUGUACCGCGCACGGCUCCUUCAACAACCAAGGAGGACACCUCAUUGUGCCCAACUCGGGAGUGAGUCUGCUGGUUCCGGCGGGCGCCGUCCCCCAGGGCCGCGUCUACGAGAUGUAUGUGACGGUGCACAGGAAGGACAGCUCCAGACCACCGGUGGAGGACGUGCAGACUGUGCUGAGUCCGGUGGUAAGCUGCGGACCCCCAGGAGCUCUGCUGACCAGACCGGUCAUCCUCACCAUCCACCAUUGUGCUGACAACGUCCACGAGGACUGGCUCAUACAGCUGAAAAACCAACUGGCUAUGGGCGAGUGGGAGGAUGUGGUAGUGGUGGGCGAGGAAAACUUCACCACUCCCUGCUACGUGCAGAUGGACUCGGAAGCCUGUCACAUCCUCACGGAGACUCUGGGCACGUACUGUCUGGUGGGCCAGUCGGUGGGCAAGGCGGCCGCCAAGAGGCUGAAGCUGGCUGUCUUUGGGCCCGUUUCUUGCACCACGCUGGACUACCACAUCAGGGUGUACUGUCUGGACGACACGCAAGAUGCACUCAAGGAGGUUCUUCAGAUGGAGACGCAAAUGGGAGGCAAGCUCCUGGACGAGCCCAAGACUCUCAACUUUAAAGACAGCACGCAUAACCUGAGACUGUCCGUUCAUGAUGUACCGCACCCGCACUGGAAGAGCAAACUCAUUGCCAAAUAUCAGGAGAUCCCCUUCUACCAGGUAUGGAGCGCGAGCCAGAGGAGCCUCCACUGCACCUUCACGCUGGAGAGGAUGAGCUCGGCCGUUACCGAGGUCAGCUGUAAGCUGUGCGUCAGGCAGGUGGAGGGCGAGGGCCAGAUCUUUCAGCUCAGCAACACCCUGGAGGAGGAGCUCCAGUGCAUAGACACGUCCCUGAUGGACCCAGCCAGCAACAUCACCACAUUAGUGGGGCCCAACGCCUUCCGCAUCCCCCUGUCCAUCAGACACAAACUGUGCGGGAGUCUGGACGCACCGCAGACAAGAGGCAACGACUGGAGGAUGCUGGCCCACAAGCUCAACUUGGACAGGUACCUGAACUACUUCGCCACCAAGUCCAGUCCGACGGGCGUCAUUCUGGACCUUUGGGAGGCCCAGCAUUUCCCCGACGGGGACCUCAACGAACUGGCGGCCGUGCUGGAAGAGAUGGGUCGACACGAUAGCAACUUCUGCUCCAUGACCGUGGAACACUAGGGACCAACGACUCUGGACAAAUGGCAACGGUUGACCAUGUACGCGGGCCAGACUAACCCAGGGGGACGCGAGCAGAACGACCAAAAAAAACAAACAAAAUAAAAGCUGCGUCUUUUUACUCGCCGAGAACAAGCUAAACUAGCGAUGUUACUUAAAAGUGGCAUCGUCGGUAGCGGGCUAACAAAACAAACUAAGGAAAG
This is a messenger RNA of Hippocampus comes (tiger tail seahorse), 3232 nucleotides long. Its product is annotated as netrin receptor UNC5C. Lineage: Eukaryota; Metazoa; Chordata; Actinopteri; Syngnathiformes; Syngnathidae. The record is from RefSeq and is a predicted model, not a curated record. The coding region runs from base 312 to 3032 and encodes 906 amino acids. Gene Ontology annotation, molecular function: protein binding; netrin receptor activity. Gene Ontology annotation, cellular component: membrane. The transcript is spliced from 18 exons. Gene Ontology annotation, biological process: netrin-activated signaling pathway; axon guidance.